CUGUGCGGCCGCACAGCCCGCACACCCCAAAGGCCGGCCCUGAUGGUGAACUUGAUGGAUCUAAAGUCUUCAACAAUCCCAUCUACCAACCUCCUGUCAGUACGACAAUAACUCCUCUAUGUGUUUCUUCUACGGAACCCAAAGACCAUGAGGACAAAAAUAUUUAUAACCAGGAGGCUUCUCCAGACACCACCUCACAGAAGCCAUCUCCAGAAGUAAAAAUUCUUAAGGAACAGAACAUGACCACAAGCCCCCGAGAAACCAGCCUGAUUGGAAGACUGAUGGAGUCUCGACGGUGGAAGCGGAAGGAGUCCAAGUUUGUGCACACACAGCCGCUUUAUCAAGACUAUUGUAUCUAUUACACUAAAGGAGCUCCAGGCUUGCCCCCGAAUGUCUUCUCGUUGGACACCUCGCUUUCUCUUGCCGGUCAAAUCUCCUCCGCUCUACUUGGGAGUCAUGUCAACAUUGCAAGCCCCCCACAUUACACCUCAUCCUUGUGGCAGGAACUCCCAGAAGUAAAAGAAAAAAAAAUUGCUCAAACAAUGAGCCCCCAAAAGCGGCAACUCCAAGAGGCCAUUUUUGAGGCGGUGACAUCAGAGGCAUCCUACCAGCGCAGUUUGUCUGUAGCAAUUGGUCACUUCCAGAAAUCCCGGCGACUUUCCGAGUGUCUGAGCACCUCAGACAAGCACACCCUGUUCUCCAAUCUCCCCUGUGUUCGGGAGGUCAGUGAGAGAUUUCUUCUGGAUCUAGAAGAAGGUUUGGAGAAGGACAUAUAUCUGUGUGAUAUUGGAGAUAGGGUUCUGCGGCACUGUCCUGAAUUCUGGAGAGUUUACAUUCCUUAUGUGACCAACCAGAUGUACCAAGAAAAACUGAUGCAGCAACUGAUUCGAGAGAAUGGAAGAUUCCUGCAGGUUCUCCAGAAACUGGAGGAGCAACCAGUGUGCAAGAGACAACUCCUAAAGUCUUUCCUAGUUCUCCCGUUUCAACGGAUAACACGGCUGAAGAUCCUACUGGAGAAUAUCCUGAAGUUGGGCCAGAGUAACGCAGAGUUGUCAUUAUCUGUACAAAAUGCUGUAUCUGCUGUUGGAGAGAUUGUGUCUCGGUGCAAUGAGGGGGUAAGAUGUAUGAUGCAGACCGAGGAGUUGGUCUUACUGGAGAAGAGGAUGGAUUUCCACCACACAAAGUCUCUUCCCCUCAUCUCCAGGGGUCGUGUCCUUGUUCAGCAUGGAGAACUGGUGAGGAUAUUUUUCCAAGAGUUGGGCACUGGUCAUCGACCACGUCUUGCCAGCAAACCUGUCUAUCUCCAUCUUUUCAGUGAUUUGCUGCUUUUAUCCAGCAAAACAGACACUGGUCGCUUCCAGGUAACUGAUUAUGCUAGACGAGGGCACGUGAAAGCAGACUAUGUUAAGGCCAAGGCCCUCGGCCUUCCGACGCUGGUCUUCUUACUGCGUCUGUCUCAAAACCACAGUGGCUUGAGCUGUGAGAUCGUCCUGCAGGCUCCUAACGAAUUGGAGAAGGAACAUUGGAUCUCCCAAAUAACUCAACAGAUGUCACAGGAAACGAGCUGCUGAUUCCCAGCGAUGAACAUGCGGAUUUAAAAGGGAAUACCACAAAAACGCUGCUCCGGGGACCCGAGCGGAGGGGAAUUUUACGUACAAAAUGUCAAACAUUGCAACCUCUGUCCGUAGUCAGAAUGGUGCAAAUACCUGUAUCGUAUGAUGGAGGAAGAGCAGGACAGGAUUGUGGUCGCCCUCAACUAGGCUCUACCCACCGCCUUUUUUUUAUUUAUUUUAAGCCUAAGGCUACUCGACAUUUGUCGCGCGACAAUAUUUAUUAUAAUAGUCUAUGGUGUCGCACUGCGACACGACAGUCUCAAAAAAUCCAUUCAAAAUGGAUUUUUCUGCGACUGUCGCAUUGCAGCAUGUCGCAGUGCGACACCAUAGACAAUCAUUAUAAAUAUUGUCGCGCGACGCAUAUUGCAGUGUAGUUGUGCCCUAUGUGUCGUGUACCCUAAAUCUUAAAGGGGUUCUCUCAC
Molecule: messenger RNA, 2035 nt
Organism: Bufo gargarizans (Asiatic toad)
Lineage: Eukaryota; Metazoa; Chordata; Amphibia; Anura; Bufonidae
Product: rho guanine nucleotide exchange factor 19-like
Exons: 13
Coding region: 240-1571 (443 amino acids)
Biological process (GO): activation of GTPase activity
Cellular component (GO): nucleus; cytoplasm
Molecular function (GO): guanyl-nucleotide exchange factor activity
Source: RefSeq, a predicted model, not a curated record